Messenger RNA from Verticillium alfalfae VaMs.102, 1914 nucleotides. Its product is annotated as LMBR1 domain-containing protein. The transcript has 2 exons. The coding region runs from base 1 to 1914 and encodes 637 amino acids. Gene Ontology annotation, cellular component: membrane. Lineage: Eukaryota; Fungi; Ascomycota; Sordariomycetes; Glomerellales; Plectosphaerellaceae. The record is from RefSeq and is a predicted model, not a curated record.
AUGUUCCACAUUGUGAGCGCGUCGUCUGUCGCGCCCUCCGUCGUCUUGACCUUGCUCGCCCUGCUCACCAUCUCUUUGGUCGUCCUCCUGAUCUUGCGCUUCUACCUGCCCCUACGGACGACACCAGCAUUCUAUCUCGUCCCCAUCUUCUUCGCACUCUGGCUGCCAGCAUGCAUGGUCCUUCUGGUCCCCGUCGACCUGGCCUCCGGUGCCAAGACCGACGAUGAGGCCACCCGCGGUGUUUGGCUGCCCGCCAGGGUGCUGCUCGUAUCCUGGAGGAUCACCUACUGGCUCACGUUCGCCCUGACAUGGUUCGUGAACCCACUUGCCAACGACUGCUCUGCCGUUGCUGACAUGAUGCGAACCGCAGGUUUAUCCUCCCCGUCCUCGGCGAAUACUCCGACGCCGGCUACCGCGACCCAAAGACAAUGUUCUCUAUUCUCUGCGUGCAAAUGCGCAGAAUCACGCCAUGGCCUUCGGGCUGGACUCGUCGGUCUCGUCUACCUCGUCACGUCCCACGGCCUCAACUUCGCCUCUCUCAAGACGACCAUCAUGGCGUUGGCCUAUUUCUGGGGCCUCAUCUUCGCCAUCUACCUCAUGGGCCACGGCCUCGUCUCGAUUCCCCGGCGCCUCUUCCGUUUCGCCUCCAUCAGCGGCAGGCUGCGCCGCCUCCAGAACCAUGCGCCCAAGGUGCACGAGCGCAUGGAGGAUUCACUACUGACGCUGGAGGACAUUGAGGUCCAAAUCUCCGAGUUGAGUCGUCGCAAGGUCGGGAGCGCUCGGGACUUCCAGGAAUGGAUUGACGAACUGGUCGAGAUGGCCAACCUACCCGAGUCGCAACCACGCGCUGGCAUGCGCGGAUCUGCCGAGAGCCGCGUCCUACCCACCGUCAUCACCGCAAAGUACAUGGCCGACCUGACGCGGAAGCUGACGCGCGCCCGUCAUGCGCGGUCACGUUACACCGGCGAGUGGAACCAUCUCGUGCAGGAGGCGGCUGCAACCCAGGCGAUCCUCGAUUCGGCAGCCUCCAAGAAGCUCGACUUUGGAGAAGCGUCUCCCCACGCUGGCUUCUGGGAUCGGACGACCAUUCUGACGCCAUACUCUCGUUACAUCUUUUACUACCACAUCCAGCCCUACGGCAGCAUCCUGAUCGGUCUCUUCCUCGCCGCUUGCUCGGCAUGCAUCGUGUGGUCCGAACUCAUCAAGGCCGCGUUCCCCAAGCUCUCCGUCAUCCGUAUCAGUGUUGUCCAUCACUGGGUCGGCGACAAGGGCCAGGUCGGCUUUGCUGGUCAGGUCAUCUCCAUCAUGUGGCUCUUGUACAUGUGCUCGGCUGCCUUUAUCACCAUGACCGAAGUCAAGACGUGGCGGAGCCGUGCGCUCGUCAAACGCAACACGGGGUACGAAUCGGCGUUCUGGUACGCGGGUCAAGUCGCCAAGCUCAGCGUCCCCCUGUCCUACAACUUUAUGACGUUUCUGCCCAAGGUCAUCUACGAGAAGACGCUGUUCUACCACAUCCUGGGGCAGUAUAUCAACCUGACGCCGCUGACAAGCUUCAUGGACUACCUCUUUCCGAUUCUCGUGCUCGUCCCCGUUCUCGCCACACUGUUUGGUCUCUACGGCAAAGUCCAGCGGUUCUUCGGUUUUGGCGUCGACAUCAUCGAGGAUGAGGACGAAGACAGCCAGCGCACGUAUGGCGCAGGAUCGUGGCGUGAGGGUCGUGACCUGAUCGAGCGCGAUCUCGGCGGCAACUCGAGCGCCCGGCGCCGUGAGGAGACGUUCGCCCGUCUGGGCGCUGCUGCAGCCGCCUCUGCUGCCCGGUCCGCCCCUGUUCUCACUGUGCCGGGCGGGGCGUCCUCACCAGCGCGAUCUCCCGUGCGACAUCAAGAAGCCCAAGUGGAUGGGUGGAGACGAUGA